Sordaria macrospora k-hell is the source of this 2022-nucleotide messenger RNA. RefSeq lists its product as uncharacterized. Lineage: Eukaryota; Fungi; Ascomycota; Sordariomycetes; Sordariales; Sordariaceae. Gene Ontology annotation, cellular component: endoplasmic reticulum. Gene Ontology annotation, biological process: GPI anchor biosynthetic process. The record is from RefSeq and is a predicted model, not a curated record.
AUGUCGCAACUCUCCUGGUCCCCGACGGCGAUCCUUCGCAAGGCCUUGCGCAUCUUCCUCCCCAUCUCCCUCGCUCUGACGAUAUACCUAUAUUUCUUCCCCUUCUUCGGGAAAUGCGCCUUUCCGCUGCCGCCUGUCCAACAUAAUGCGCCCGCCGACACGGGCUACCAUGCGUUCCUCGAGACGGUCAAGUUGCACCUUUCGCUUCCGCCUGUGCCCGUAGACGAAACCGAUCCUACCUCGACACCCGCCGUCACACCAUCGCGACCGCUUGCGCCGUUCCGUCUCCUUGCGCUCGGCGACCCGCAGCUCGAAGGCGACACCUCGAUCCCGACCGAGUACCUGGGCGUCUUCCCGCACGUCAAGAGCCUCUUCCGCCACCUGACCUUCCAGACCAGCCAUGCCUCGCUCCGAUGGCGCCUCCGCCAGUGCUUCCACGAGAUCGUCGACAUAUUCUUCGAAGACGUCUUCAACCUCGCCGAGUCCUACCGCAAGCGCUUCGACCACUGGGGCAACGACUACUACCUCGCCCACAUCUACCGCACUUUACACUGGUGGUCGCGCCCGACUCACGUCACCGUUCUCGGCGACCUGCUCGGCAGCCAAUGGGUCACGGACGAUGAAUUCUACUGGCGCGCCCACCGCUUCUGGAACCGCGUCUUCAAGGGCGGCGAGCGCGUGCCCGACGACGUCGCCAUGUUCCCCGCCGACGAGUACGACCUGACGGGCUACCUUUCGACCAGCGGGCCCGCCAACGACUCGGAAGUCUGGACCAAGCGCAUCAUCAACGUAGCGGGUAACCACGACAUCGGAUACGCAGGCGACAUCAACACCAACCUUACCGGGCGCUUCGAAGACGCCUUCGGCAAGAUCAACUACGAACUCCGCUUCGAGCUGCCCCUAACCAACAAAUCCUUGACCAACACCCUCUUCGACGCCCUCGACAACCCGCUCUCCGACCGCCUCGUGCCCGAACUCCGCCUCGUCGUGCUCAACGACAUGAACCUCGACACGCCCGCUCUAUCCCCCGAGCUUCAAGACGACACCUACUCCUUCAUCAACAGCGUCAUCAACACCGCCAGCGCCGUGCAAUUCAGGGGGCACUACACCCUUAUUCUCACGCACGUGCCUUUGUACAAACCCGACGGCGUCUGCGUCGACUCGCCGCUCUUCACCUUCCACGACCACGACGGCACCCUCAAAGAACAAAACCAGCUUUCCCUAGCAGCCAGCAAGGGCUUCUUGGAAGGAAUCCUCGGCAUAUCGGGUAACAAAGACGCGCCCGCCAACGGCCAGGGUCGCCGGGGUAUCAUCCUGAACGGCCAUGAUCACGAGGGGUGCGACACAUGGCAUUACAUCAACCAAUCGUUCGUCGAGGAGGAGACCCUCGUGCAGGCAGAAGACGGGGAAUUCGAGAUUGAGCGCAAGCAAAGAGAAUGGGAGGUCAAGCGGUACAAGCAGGCCAAGAAGGAAGCCAUUAUUGGGAGGGACGACAUGCCCGGCGUGAGGGAGGUGACGGUGCGCAGCAUGAUGGGCGAGUUUGGCGGCAACGCCGGCCUGCUGAGCGUCUGGUUCGAUGAGGAGGAGUGGGAGUGGAAGGCCGAGUACGCGACGUGCCCGAUGGGCACGCAGCAUUUGUGGUGGGUGGUGCAUUUUAUGGAUUUCUUUGUGAUUCUGGGCGCGGUAGUGUUGGCGGGCGCCGGAGUGGCGGGGUCGGUGUUUGGGGUGGAUGUUGAUAAGGCUGUUGUGAGGGGUUUGAGGAAGAUUCCACUGGUUGGUGGUGGUAGGAGGCAUAAGAGGAGGAUGACGGAGAGUGAGAGGAAGGAGAGGCAUGAAAGGCAUCAGAGGGAGGGAGAGAGACAUAGGGAUAGGGAUGAAAGUGGGAUGAGCCGGGAUCGUGCGGCGGUGAUGAAGGAUCGGGCGAGGUCAAAGUCUAGGAGGAGGCUGGAGAGGAGAGGAGUGACGCCUGAUCAGCAGUUGUGGAGUGAGGCGAAGAAGAGGUUGGAUUAUGAAAAGUCGUGA